Molecule: messenger RNA, 1498 nt
Organism: Drosophila miranda
Lineage: Eukaryota; Metazoa; Arthropoda; Insecta; Diptera; Drosophilidae
Product: zinc finger BED domain-containing protein 1-like
Exons: 2
Coding region: 173-1285 (370 amino acids)
Molecular function (GO): DNA binding
Source: RefSeq, a predicted model, not a curated record
UUGUUCUUUGUUGUUCACUUGUUCAUUUUUACUCACUUGUUCUCUACUCACUUUUUGCGCAAUUUUGCUCCUCAAAGGGCAUUUUGCGAUCUAGCAGCUUUGCUCAUAUUUGCGUUUACUUCACACUUUUUAUAUUACGGGCAAAGCUGUUUACAAUUUUGAAAAAUUCACUAUGUCGCUUAUUCGGAAGUAUAGUGAGAUUUGGAACCAUUUCGAGGAAGUUGGACGCCAGGAAGCCAAGUGCAAGUAUUGCAAAUCUAUUUUGAGUUGCAAAUCUCAAAGCAACUUAAGCCGCCAUUUAAAGAGCAAGCACCCGGCGUCUAUGGAGCCCGUUAUCCGGCAAAACACCGAUGGCCCGAUUUUUGUGCAAAGUGCGCAACCAAAAAUAACAAGCUUUGCUGAAAGGCCUGUACCAGCGAGCAAAGCGCAGCAGAUUGAUCUGCAACUUGUACGGAUGAUCGCCAAGGGUCAUCACGCCUUGCGCUUGGUCGAAGAACCAGAAUUUAAAAAAUUUAUUCACGAUGUGUCGCACGCCCCAAACUAUAAGCUUCCGACGAGGAAAACAUUAACCAGCUCCUUGAUUCCCAAAAUUCGUGACGAGUACACUGGGACGAUAAUAGAAGAACUACGUGCGGCCACAGCGGUGUGCUUAUCUACAGACGGUUGGACAUCUAUAACCAACGAAAGUUAUCUGGCUGUCACAGUACAUUUUAUCGAUGAGGAAUCAACGAUGCUGACCUCCUAUACAAUUGCUUGUCAGGCCUUUGAAGCGUCGCACACUGCUGCGAAUCUGUGCAGCUUUUUGGAAAAAAUUGUGACUGAAUGGGAUCUCAAAAACAAAGUCGCAGCAAUAGCAUCCGAUAAUGCACACAACAUUGCUCUUGCUAUUAGAACCGGCAAUUGGAGUCAUAUACGGUGUUUUGCUCAUACCCUAAAUCUAAUUGUCCAAAAAGCUCUAGAUAAAAUGAGCAGUGUGUGCAGAAAAGCUAAAGCUAUAAGCGAAUAUUUUCAUCGCAGCUCAUCAGGCUUAAAAAAGCUUAAAGAUAUGCAAGCGCUGCUUAAGUUGGCUGACCUCAAACUAACACAGGAUGUGCCAACACGUUGGAACUCAACGUACAAAAUGUUUGAACGGCUGUCUAUCCUGAAGGAGGCAGUCGUGGCAGCUCUGUCAACAAGGACAGAUUUAAUUUUGUCACCAGAAGACUGGGAUGUCAUUGAUGGAGUGCUUCCCGUAUUAAAGCCAUUUUAUGAAGUUACAGAAGAGAUCUCAGCUGAAAAAACGUAACAUUGUCAAAAAUAAUUGCUUUGACUGGAUUACUUCAAAGAAAAAUGGCUCAAAUAUAUCCAACAGUUAAAAAUAACCUAGUUGCCGAAGUAAUCAAUGAAAUCAUAAACGAGAUGGACGGCAGGUUUAACGAUUUCGAGGCUAAUAUUUUGUAUGCGGAGAGCACUGUUCUGGAUCCCAGGUUCAAAGGACGCGCAUUUAAAUCUACGGAGG